Messenger RNA from Parnassius mnemosyne (clouded apollo), 639 nucleotides. NCBI's taxonomy places the organism in Eukaryota, Metazoa, Arthropoda, Insecta, Lepidoptera, Papilionidae. The record is from the annotation of a GenBank genome assembly.
AUGCGAGUCUUCAAGAAGCUGACCAGCUACAUCAUGCAAGACGAUUUGCUUCAGCCGCGGCUGAGUAUAUCCGAGUCUAUGAGCAUCGCAGCGGACCUCAAGUUAGGAAAAGAGUUGGGAAAGGCAGAGAAGGAACUUAUUGUGGAAGAAAUCCUGCAGACAUUAGGAUUGUGGGAGCACAGAAACACCAGAUCAGAAUGCCUAUCUGGAGGACAGUCCAAACGACUCUCAAUCGCUUUAGAACUCGUCAAUAACCCUCCUAUCAUGUUUCUGGAUGAACCUACUACCGGUUUGGACGUCGUGUCCAUCAGGCAACUGGUGGUGCUUCUUCGUUUGCUAUCACGUCAAGGCCGGACCAUCAUCUGCACUGUUCAUCAGCCCUCUGCAUCGCUGUUCUCUCUGUUCGAUCGUGUGUACAUUGUUUCAAGGGGCAUGUGUUGCUACCAGGGCGCGGCUCCCCUGCUCAUUCCGUUUCUGGCCGAAAUUGGUCACAUAUGUCCAUCAACGCACAAUCCCGCUGACUUCGUGUUAGAGACUCUCGCCACCGACCCGGAGGCGUCCGCUCAGAUGUCGGAGCUGUGCCAAAAUGGAAAACUCUGCCGAAAGUUGGACAGGAUGACACUUAGAGGAGGAAGGUGA